This is a messenger RNA of Rotaria sordida, 1545 nucleotides long. The record is from the annotation of a GenBank genome assembly. NCBI's taxonomy places the organism in Eukaryota, Metazoa, Rotifera, Eurotatoria, Philodinida, Philodinidae.
AUGGUAACAAAUCUUAGCACAUAUGAUCCUGAUGACCCAGUACCCAACGACAUACCGAAUCCCUCAUUAGAAAUGUCAUCAUUCAAGCCGUGUCGAACAAAUUGUAAAUGUUCGAUAUGUUUUAUAAUUAGUUUCAUUGGGUUAAUUAUGGGACUUGUCAUGUUAAUUUUAUUUGAUCCACUUGUGAACAAAAUAUUGGCAUAUAAAAUGGCUAUUAUUCAAGGUCGAGAAGGUCAUCGAUUUUGGAAAGAUCCACCAGCUAAUAUACAUCGAAAAAUGUAUAUAUGGCAUUGUACCAAUCCUAUUGAAGUACAAAAUGGUGGAAUACCAGAAUUGAUUGAACGCGGACCUUAUGUUUAUCGAGAAGAAUGGAAUCGAUCAAAUGUUGCGUAUAGUGAAGAUUUAAAUACAAUUUCUUACAUUCCAUUAACAACACUUUAUUUUGAUCGAAACCAAUCGAUUGGUUCGGAUGAUGAAUAUGUAACUGUUAUUAAUGUACCAUUAAUGGCUAUGGCACAUGAAGUUCAAUUUUAUACUCCAGUAAUGCAAGAAGGUAUUAAUUUUUUUAUUGAAUUAUUAGAAACAAAAUUAUUUGUUAAUGUUACUGUUAAACAAUUAAUGGAAGGUUAUUCAGAUCCAUUAAUUGAAAUAGCUAGUAAAGUAAAACCUGGUGUAUUAAAAGAUGAUAAAUUUGGAAUAUUACAAGCUAGAAAUAACACAUAUUAUCAAAAUUUUACUAUUCAGACUGGAAUUAAUGAUAUAACUCAAGUAGCAAAAGUCGUUUCAUUUAAUGGUGUUCGAACAUUAAAUUAUUGGUCUACACCUCAAGCAAAUAUGCUUAAUGGAACAGAUGGAUCUUUAUUUCCACCAAAUUUACAUAAAACUACACAAGUUUAUUCAUAUAAUGCUGAUAUGUGUCGAUCGUAUUAUCUAUCAUUUUUACGUGAAAGAAAAGAUGGUUAUGUAACAUUAUACGAUUUUCAUUUAUCAGCAAAUGUAUUUAACAUGUCUCGAGAAGAAAAUCAUGGUUUUUGUAAUCAUAAUUCUUGCUUAGGUGAUGGUGUACUUAAUAUCAGUACUUGCUAUUUAGGAGUAUGGGGAUUUAUUUCAUCUCCACAUUUUUUUCAAGCUGAUAUUAAAUUUCGUCAAGAUGUUCGCGGAAUGCAACCAGAUGAAAAUAAACAUGAAUUUAUUAUGAGUUUUGAUCCAGUAACUAGUGUUCCAUUUGCAGUUAACGUUCGAUUACAAUUGAGUUUUUAUAUGCCCAAUAUUAAAAAACUUCGUUUAUUAAAAUCCGUAAAACCAAUUAUAAUGCCAAUUGUAUGGUUUGAUGAUGAAGCACGUCUAACACCUGAAAUUCAUUAUUUAUUAUCGAUAGUAUUAGUAUUAUUAAAAGCUGCUUCGUAUAUAAAAUUUAUUUUACCAUCGAUUAGUCUUUUAUUUCUUUUAAUAAGUUCUUUGUUUAUAUAUAUUCAAUGGCGACGUAUUCGACAUGAACUCGCGAAUUCCAAAGUACCUCUGCUUAAUGGAAAUGGUAAUCUUUAA